ACAGCGCAUGCUCAGCGCAUACAGUACGAUGUUGACAUACAUCAGUAGAUGUAAAGACAGAUGUGUGAUGUAAUGAUGAGUGGUGACCGAGUCUAGUUCAAAUGGUACUGGUUUACUUUUUGUUCUCUGGUCAACAAUAAUGGCUAUAUCAUUGAAAAAUGGCAAACUCUAUUGAAAAAGAUAUGCCUAUCGUAUUUAUUGACGACGACGACGUCAAGCAAUGUUUUACACCCCGAAGAACAGGAUUAAGAUCUGCUAGGAAAGAACUGAAAUCUUUGGAAUUGGUUGAUGAUCGUGCUUCUCUCUACUAUGAAACAGUUGCAUUGGACAGUAGUUCAGAUGAUGAAAUUGAAUUCAUGCAUGUAUCAGGCAAAGCCGUCCUAAGUUGUACACCAAUAUCUAGUCACAAUGUUUUCAGUUUUCAGAAAACAAAACGAAAAACUGCUCUGGCAACUGCAGCAUCUGCAGCACAACAUACCAAAACUCCUAAAACAAGAAUCAGAGGAGAAAAUACUCGUAAAAGCAAUGGUUCCUCUGAUGAAAGUUCUGAUUUGGAAUCUGAUAAUCAUGAUGAAAUGGAAGAAUUGAGGAAAAACGUUGCCACAACAAUGAACAAUAGGAGCGAUAAAAAAAAUAAUAUGGAAGGAAUGCUAGAUGAAUACUUUCUUGCACACGACGAAAGGGAUUGUUUAACGUCAGACAGAACCCUCUCAAGUCUUCCUACUCCAAGAAUGGAUCGAGAGACGCUGUCCUCUGUACUGAAAUCCAGAAUCGGAGAUCAUCAAAAUGAGCGAUUAAGAUUGUUCAAUGAAUAUAAAACGUACUUUCCAAAAUGGAUGUUUCAACUACGAAACGGUUUCAAUUUGCUACUUUAGGGCCUUGGAUCCAAACGAACCGUCAUUUAUCAGUUUCAAGAAAAAAUGCUCUCACAACGUAUGCAAAUGGUUGUCAAUGGAUUUUUCCCGAGCGUCACUAUAAAAAAUAUUCUCAAUACCAUCACGAAUGAUGUUCUUGAACUCGAUGAAACGUUCAAAAAUCUUGUUGAACAUUGUGCAUUUAUCACUGAUUACUUUGAACAAAAUAAGGAUGAAGAAUUAUAUUUGACCAUUCACAAUAUUGAUGGGACAAUGUUGAGAUCAAGUUCGACUCAAACGAUUAUCAGCCUACUUGCACAAUGCUCGUCUAUUUUUGUUAUAGCGUCUAUAGAUCAUAUACAUGCACCUCUUAUUUGGGAUCAAUCCCAAAUGGGCCGUUUUAACUGGUUGUGGUAUGAUGUUACAACGUUUGAGCCUUAUACUGAAGAAACUUCUUAUGAAAAUUCUUUGUUGGUUCAACAAUCUGGAUCAAUGGGCCUUAGCUCAUUAAUUCACGUAUUUCAAAGUUUAACCGCGAAUGCGAAAGGUAUAUUCCUGCUCAUUGGAAAUUAUCAAUUGGAACGUUCAAACGAAGUAAAUUAUGUUGGAAUGUCGUUUUCCGAUUGUUACACAAAGUGUCGCGAGGCUUUUCUUGUAAAUAGCGAUGCAGCACUUCGAGCUCAAUUAACAGAAUUUAAGGAUCACAAGUUGAUGCGGUUAAAAAAGGGAACUGAUGGCGUGGAAUAUCUUCUUAUUUUGUUGGACGUUAUAAUUUUAAAGAAAUUUAUUGAAGAACACAAAGAUCUUGUUUGAAUGUAUAGCGGAUUGUAUAGUGAAUGUAUAUUGAAUGUAUAGUUUUUUUGUUGUGAAUUAACUGAGUUUCGCAAGAUGAAAAAAAUGUACCUUCAUACAUAACUUGGUUUGCUCACACUUUCCAACUUUGUCAUUCAUCAAAAGUGAUCUGUUAUUCUGCACUGUACGCAAGCUGUACUUAUAAUAACAUAUGCAAUUGUAAAAUAAAAAAACUGAACCUA
Xenia sp. Carnegie-2017 is the source of this 1888-nucleotide messenger RNA. RefSeq names its product origin recognition complex subunit 2-like. Gene Ontology annotation, biological process: DNA replication. Gene Ontology annotation, molecular function: DNA replication origin binding. The transcript has 14 exons. The record is from RefSeq and is a predicted model, not a curated record. Gene Ontology annotation, cellular component: nucleus; nuclear origin of replication recognition complex. NCBI's taxonomy places the organism in Eukaryota, Metazoa, Cnidaria, Anthozoa, Malacalcyonacea, Xeniidae.